Nestor notabilis (Kea) is the source of this 3172-nucleotide messenger RNA. RefSeq names its product KIAA0922 ortholog (gene TMEM131L). The transcript has 22 exons. The annotation marks the transcript as partial. The record is from RefSeq and is a predicted model, not a curated record. Gene Ontology annotation, cellular component: membrane. NCBI's taxonomy places the organism in Eukaryota, Metazoa, Chordata, Aves, Psittaciformes, Psittacidae.
AUGCCUCCAAAUGGGAAGGCCUUACAUUUUCACCCGUCAGUUCUGCAUUUUGGAAUGCAAUUACUGGGGUUACCCAGAGCUAAAAUGCUGCACGCCUACAACCCUAGUAGAGAUAGAGAAGUUGUAGUGAAUUCAGUGUUUACAGCUACUAGACAGUUUCAUGUGUCUCCUCCUCAUAGCCGGGUGAUUCCUGCGAUGGGAAAAAUCUCUUUCAGAGUACUCUUCCUGCCAACAGAAGAAGGCAGUAUUGAAAGCGCAUUAUUUAUAAAUACCUCAUCUCAUGGAGUACUUUCAUAUCAGGUUUUUGGAAUGGGAACUCUGAUGUCCUCUCCAGAAGAACCUAGAGUGCAGCUAGCAAACACCUACUUACUGCUUCCACACAUUCAAAACAUCCGGGCAUCACACACACUGGCAGAAACUACGAAUGCCAGUCUUUUACGUGUUCACCUUGAAUGCAGUUUACCUAAUGAUGCAUAUCAGCAAGUUAAGAGUUGCUGUUUUACGUCUGAUGCACCAAUGCUGCUAGAAAUGAGCUUAACGGUAAGAAUGGAAAAUGCCCAACAAGAUUUUGUGGAGCACAGACAAUACUUACUGGAGAAUCUUUUUGUAGUUUAUGUAGCAAUGGAAAAUACGAAGACCUUGGGUGAUUCCUCAGUGGAUGUGUACGUCAUGCAUUCUGGGAACAGCCUUGUACAUAUACAGGAAAUACGGCAGUUGUCACAAAAAGAAACAUCACCUGUGGAGUUUGAGCCAGUACUGCUGUCUUCAUCAUCUACUAACUUUACAAGAGUUGCUUGGAUUUCUUGUAAAGCUGCAUCCUGUGACAGUGAAAGUCCUUAUGCUGACAAGAAGAGUAAUCAAUUGGAAGGCACUACAACACUAAAAGCCUGUCUUUCCUGUCCUGUGAUGGAAUGGUAUUUUGACAUAGAUCCUUCUGCAGCAUUGUUUCAUAUAGAACCACAUCAUAAUACUUCAGGAUUUUGGUCCAUAUGGUUUACAAACAAUUUUGACUUCAGCAUUGAACUGACUGAAGUCUUCAUAGCCAGAGAAACGAAAAAUGUUUUAAAGAUUCUGAACUUCGACGAACCUUUGACUCUACCUCCAGGCUGCUGGAAUGUAUUUUCUUUGAAGCUCAGUGUGAAAGACACUGAAACAAAUGUGCUCUCUAGUAUUUGUUUGGCCACAAAUGUGGGAGUAAUGUUUGAAAUACCUCUGCAGAUAUAUUCGACUGUGUCCAAGGAGGGAGAUCUUCAUUUUGAAGCAAUUGCACACUGUGAUAUUCAGUGUUACUUGGGAAAGUCUGAUUCAGCAAAUCUGCUUUGGCAGAAGAGUCUCUCUCUGGACCGUUCUGCCUGGGAUGUGGAUUCUGAGCUUGCAAGUGAACUUUAUGAAAGAUGGCAAAAAAUAAGACGUGGGGAAGCCUGCAGGAGAAGUAUUUUAGGAUCGUCUCGCUUUGUUCAUCAGAAGCCUGACGAGGAGUCCUUUGCCUUUUUCUUGCCACGGAUGACUACAGAGCCUGGCAUUACGCUCAACUUCAGUGCCACAGCAGUUAAAAGUAGUAUGGUAAAAUAUUUUGUACUAAGAAACCCUUCAUCCUUCCCAGUUACGUUGCAGCUUCUGCCUCUUUCUUACUACCCUGAUCCCCAAGCUUCACUGAGUCUACUGAACAAAUGGUUCAGCAUAAAUGUGCAAGCUAUUAAUUUCACAACCACUGAAUUCAGGCUCAUGGAUGAAUGUUCUCACAGGAAUGCAUAUCAGGAGGAUCUCAUCGACCAGAAAUGCAGUUCUGAGCUGCUUUGGUUAAGUUUACAGCCACUGGAAACUAGAAAAGUUGGUGUAAUUUUUACACCAGUUGACUACAGAAGAGUAGCUUCCCUUAUUUUAAUCAGAAACAACUUGACUGUUCUGGAUGUGGUCAAUGUAGAAGGCUUUGGAGCCAAAGAAUUGCUUAAAGUAGGAGGAAGACUACCUGGUGCAGGAGGAUCUCUUCGAUUCAAGGUGCCAGAAGCUACACUAAUGGACUGCAGACGACAACUGAAAGACAGCAAGCAAAUCCUAUCUAUUACGAAGAACUUCAAAGUAGAGAAUAUUGGGCCUCUUCCUAUAACAAUUUCAUCAAUGAAAAUCAAUGGUUACAGUUGCCAAGGAUAUGGAUUUGAAGUGUUAGACUGUCAGGAAUUUUUCCUGGCUCAGAACUCAUCACGAGAGAUCAGCAUUGUAUUUACUCCUGACUUUACAUCUUCAUGGGUAAUCCGGGAGCUUACACUGGUGACUGCUGCUGAUUUGGAGUUCCACUUCACGCUCAACGUGACUCUUCCUCACCAUCUGUUACCACUGUGUGCAGAUGUGGUGCCAGGACCCAGCUGGGAAGAGUCUUUCUGGAGGCUCACUGUCCUCUUCGUAAGUUUGUCUCUGCUUGGAGUGAUUCUAAUAGCCUUCCAGCAAGCCCAGUAUAUUCUAGCAGAGUUCAUGAAAUCAAGACAGAGGCCAAAUCCUAGUUCUUCACCACAGCAGAACAGCAACUCUGUUGACGUAAUCAGCUCUGAUUCCUACAAGGGAAGCUGCAAGACAUUUAUGGAUUCCUAUAGUUCCUCAGAUAAAGGUAAAGGAAAGGGCUUCCUGUCUGUAGGCACUUCAUCCAGCCGAAGUCAGAAUGCAGCGAAGAGAAGUCCUGCAACCUACAGUCACUCUCAGAAAAAACACAAAUGUUCCGUUUAUUACAGUAAGCAGAAACCAAACACAGUGGCUGGCAGUGCCAUUGCAGCUACCGAUGAGAAACAAAACCAGAUUGCAGAGAACCAAAUCUCAGCACCAAAAGAGGACAUUUGCACUGAUGUUGUCAGUGAGAACUGGGUAACUCUAAAAUAUGCAAAUGGCAUAAAUGUUAACAAGAAUUUAACUCUUCCAGAAGACUUUCUGGGUAAAGAAGAAAGUGCACUGAAAAAUACAGUUCUCAUUAAAAAUACUUCUUCAGAGUGUGAUCUGAAGGAAGAUCUUCAAACAUGUAUGUUUCCUAAGGAAACUAACCUUAAAACUUCAGAAAAUCUAGUUGAGCUCAAAGAACAGGAGUUCUGUCCUGUGAAGAUGUCCAAGAAGCUACCUGAAAGUCACUUGUCCAGAAAUUCACCUCAGCAACAGCCAGAACUGCAAGAAAUUUCUGGGAAAAAUAGUG